CCCUCUCCGCUUGGUUUUCCUGCCGGGCUGCUGCUGCUUUGCGCGCUGCGGGGCCACACUGCGACCGCACCGAGGAGGAAGAGGAGAAAGCCGCGAACCGAAAGGGGGGGCAGCCUGAGCCAGAGCGGCGGAGAGGUACCGAUUACACUACAUAAAAAGAUAAUAGAAUAAAAGAGGAGAGAGAGGUGGAGGGUGUGCACGCGCCUACACCGCACGGAUAAAAAAAAAAAAAAAAAAAAAAGAAGCAGCAGCAGAAGGCGGAGACGCGUCACACCGCGCUCUUCCUCCCUCCAUCUCUCCGCUCCGCUUCCAACGGAACCGAAGAAGAGGUGAAAACCAAGAAGGAGGAAACGCUGAAGGGAAAAAAGAAAGGAAAAAAAAGAAAACCGGUGGAUUUCCUGGGCGCAAAAGGACGAAGGACGCGGUGUUGGAAACCUCCCCCCCUCCCUUCCCGGACCAGGGCCGAUUCUCCGUUUUCUAGCAGCCAGCUCGGCGCGCGACACCAUGAAGGACCGUACGGCGGAACUGCGAAGCGCUAAGGACAGCGAUGAUGAUGAGGAGGUGGUGCAGGUGGACAGGGACCACUUCAUGGACGAGUUCUUUGAACAGGUGGAGGAGAUCAGAGGCUGUAUAGAGAAGCUGUCGGAGGAUGUGGAGCAGGUGAAGAAGCAGCACAGCGCCAUCCUGGCCGCACCCAACCCUGACGAAAAGACCAAGCAGGAGUUGGAGGACCUCACAGCUGACAUCAAGAAGACAGCCAAUAAAGUUCGUUCAAAAUUAAAAGCAAUCGAGCAGAGCAUCGAGCAGGAGGAGGGUCUCAACAGAUCAUCAGCGGACCUCAGGAUCCGCAAGACACAGCACUCGACGCUGUCACGUAAGUUUGUGGAGGUGAUGACUGAGUACAACACCACGCAGUCCAAGUAUCGCGACCGCUGCAAAGACCGCAUCCAGAGACAGCUGGAGAUCACUGGAAGAACCACCACCAACGAAGAGCUAGAGGACAUGUUGGAGAGUGGCAAACUGGCCGUCUUCACCGAUGAUAUUAAAAUGGAUUCUCAGAUGACCAAGCAGGCCCUGAACGAGAUCGAGACCCGACACACCGAGAUCAUCAAGCUGGAAAACAGCAUCCGCGAGUUGCACGACAUGUUCGUGGACAUGGCCAUGCUGGUGGAGAGCCAGGGGGAGAUGAUUGACAGAAUUGAGUACAAUGUGGAGCACUCGGUCGACUACGUGGAGCGAGCAGUCUCCGACACCAAGAAGGCCGUCAAAUACCAGAGCCAGGCUCGCAAGAAGAAGAUCAUGAUCAUCAUCUGCUGCGUUAUCCUUGGCGUUGUCCUGGCGUCAACCAUUGGUGGGACGCUGGGCUUCUAAGACGCUCCACCGCUUGCUGCCAUGACGACUGACGCCGACCGACUGACCAUUAGGAUAAACCGACAGCCAGCAGAGAAAAGAAACACUGACGACGAUGACAACACAAAAAAACUUGAAACACAAAUGCAAGACAGAUAACCAAUCAGCUAGAAAGAGAUAAUCCAGUCAGAGAUAAGAGGAAACACCACAGGUUUGGGUGGGGUACAAAAAAACAAGAAAAAAAAACAAUAAUAACGCCAUCACAUUAUAGCUGACUUAACCACACAGUGUAAACAGCAGAGGG
This is a messenger RNA of Melanotaenia boesemani (Boeseman's rainbowfish), 1654 nucleotides long. It is a transcript of the gene stx1b, whose product is annotated as syntaxin 1B. The transcript has 10 exons. Gene Ontology annotation, molecular function: SNAP receptor activity; SNARE binding. Gene Ontology annotation, biological process: vesicle fusion; intracellular protein transport; exocytic insertion of neurotransmitter receptor to postsynaptic membrane. Bases 505 to 1371 code for a protein of 288 amino acids. The record is from RefSeq and is a predicted model, not a curated record. Gene Ontology annotation, cellular component: endomembrane system; SNARE complex; plasma membrane. NCBI's taxonomy places the organism in Eukaryota, Metazoa, Chordata, Actinopteri, Atheriniformes, Melanotaeniidae.